This is a messenger RNA of Coccinella septempunctata (seven-spotted ladybird), 1790 nucleotides long. RefSeq names its product cAMP-dependent protein kinase type I regulatory subunit (gene Pka-R1). Gene Ontology annotation, cellular component: cAMP-dependent protein kinase complex. Bases 162 to 1286 code for a protein of 374 amino acids. The transcript is spliced from 5 exons. The record is from RefSeq and is a predicted model, not a curated record. Gene Ontology annotation, molecular function: cAMP-dependent protein kinase regulator activity. Gene Ontology annotation, biological process: regulation of protein phosphorylation. NCBI's taxonomy places the organism in Eukaryota, Metazoa, Arthropoda, Insecta, Coleoptera, Coccinellidae.
UCGACAUCAACAAAUAAAAAUAAAAAAGUGUCAAAAGUUGUUUUGGGGUUCUCGUUGAGUUUGUGAAACGUUUGCUUUAAAAAUAUAUAAACCUUGAGUGAAAAAAAACAACUGACAUAACUUUGAAAACGUUCGGCUUGGUGUAGUCGCAAAAUUUUCAGAUGGCUUCAAACACAAGUAUGGAUGAUGAACAGGCUAUCAGGGAGUGUGAGGCUUAUGUGCAAGAUCACAAUAUUCAACAAAUACUGAAGGAUUGCAUAGUUCAACUGUGUGUCUGCCGUCCCACGAAUCCUAUUGCUUUUCUUAGGGAACAUUUUCAGAAACUGGAAAAGGAACAAGCUCUGGAGGCGAAGCAGGCCACCUCGCCGGACGAGGCGGACGACCUAUCGCCCAUGCCCCCCUCCGCCUCCCAACCCCCCGCCAAACGGAGAGGAGGUAUAUCGGCCGAGCCAGUAACCGAAGAAGAUGCCACCAGUUAUGUCAAAAAAGUCGUGCCUAAGGACUACAAGACCAUGGCAGCCCUGUACAAAGCCAUAGCGAAGAACGUGCUGUUCGCCCACCUGGACGAGAACGAGAGGUCCGACAUAUUCGACGCCAUGUUCCCGGUGACGUACAUGCCGGGCGAAGCCAUCAUACAGCAGGGCGAUGAGGGCGAUAAUUUCUACGUGAUAGAUCAGGGCGAAGUGGAGGUUUACGUCAACAAUGAUCUGGUAACGACGAUAGGGGAGGGCGGAAGUUUCGGCGAAUUGGCCCUCAUCUAUGGCACCCCCAGGGCGGCAUCGGUGAAGGCCAAGACUGGCGUGAAGCUUUGGGGGAUCGACAGGGAUUCUUACCGCAGGAUCCUGAUGGGAUCGACGAUUAGGAAACGUAAGAUGUACGAGGAAUUCCUGUCGAGGGUGUCCAUCUUGGAGAACUUGGACAAAUGGGAGAGGUUGACGGUGGCGGAUGCCUUGGAGCCUGUCAGAUUCGAAAACGGUGAGACCAUAGUGAGACAGGGCGAACCCGGUGACGAUUUUUACAUAAUUGUGGAAGGAACGGCCAUCGUGAAACAGAACCGGACAGAAGGCGAAGAGCCCACAGAGGUUGGCAAAUUGGGCCCCGGAGAUUAUUUCGGAGAGAUCGCCCUGCUCCUGAACAGACCAAGAGCUGCCACCGUUGUAGCUUGUGGACCUUUGAAAUGCGUGAAAUUGGACAGAGCCAGGUUCGAACGAGUGCUAGGGCUUUGCGCUGACAUACUGAAAAGGAAUAUCACCCAAUACAAUAGUUUCGUAUCCUUGUCGGUUUAAUUAGCUCACGAAUGAUAUUUCGUUAACUUAUUUGUUCUAUUUGAUGUACUGAGAUCAGCCAAAAUUCGAAGUCUUCAUUUAUUGUUGAAUAGGAAAUAUAUUGAUUGUAAAUUACUGAUUCUCAAGUUCUGACAAACGAAAUCCAACAACUAUGAAAUUGUAACUAUUUUUCUAUGCUUAGAGGUCUGAGUCAUCUAAUAUUAUUAUUAUUGAAACAAAUUGGUAGUACAUAACGAUCGUAUUGAGUUUAUCAGAACUUGCUUCAAAGAGGUGUAUUGCAUGUGUUGUACUAAAUAUGUAUAAAUAUGUAUUAUAAAUAAUUUCUUCCAGUAAAAAUUAAUUUUUCUCCGAUAUUACACGAAAUAAAUAAUAUAAUUACGUUGAAUUGAUGCUUUUGGUUGAAUUUGAUAGCUAUCAUCUUACUUUUAUUGAGUUUUAUUAUAGAAGAGGAAUUUAUUUGGAAAUGUUGAAUACUUAAUUACAGACUAACUUAAACAUUUUAAA